Portunus trituberculatus (swimming crab) is the source of this 2195-nucleotide messenger RNA. RefSeq names its product gamma-butyrobetaine dioxygenase-like. Gene Ontology annotation, molecular function: oxidoreductase activity. NCBI's taxonomy places the organism in Eukaryota, Metazoa, Arthropoda, Malacostraca, Decapoda, Portunidae. Gene Ontology annotation, biological process: carnitine biosynthetic process. Gene Ontology annotation, cellular component: mitochondrion. The transcript has 10 exons. Bases 271 to 1740 code for a protein of 489 amino acids. The record is from RefSeq and is a predicted model, not a curated record.
UGGGUAGAUGGUCUUAUAACUCAGGAAUUCUUAACAGAACAAGAAUGAGAACCACUGAAUUAAAGUAAGUGGCAACUUGGUACAGUUUCUAGGUAGCUAGAGCUGUCUGAUAAUUCUCGGGCGGGUUCAGCAGGGAGAGUCUUGUCCACUCAUCACGCAGCGCUGCACCAGUAGGGCAUCAUCUGCAUCAGCUGUUGUUCAAGACCACUACACUAUUCUUUUGGCUUUGCUGCUAUUGUUGAGGUGAGAGCUGCAAACAGCGAAGCGAGAAUGUUGCGAAUGGGCCGACAGGUGGGAGGCUCUACCCUUGCAAACUUCCUCAAAAGACGAGCAUUGCUUCCACUGGGUCGUGGUGUUGUAACUUCAGCUUCCAAAGGAAUACACUCAUUUACUUUUAACAGUCCGGGGCUUCAGUGGGUAAAUUAUGAAGGAACAAAAAAAAGAUCUACAGAUGCUGGGACGACCUGUCGAGAGGUGGUUAUUUCAGGGGCACAUGCUUCCCGACCGAUCGUCAGCGUUGCUAGGGACCACAGCACCGGGAUGCUAAAGGUUCGCUGGGAAGGAGGCAAAGAGGAAGUGUAUCCAUACGUGUGGCUGAAGGAUAACUGUCGCUGCCCUUCUUGCUACCAUAAGGUAUCACACUCCAGACUCACUUUUAUAGAAGAGACUGACCUGAAAGCUGAACCCAUUAGUGUCCAGGUGGUAGAGGGCGGGCAGCAGGUGGAGGUGGUGUGGCAGGAUGACCAUCACAGCUUAUAUGGGACUGAGUGGCUACAUUACCGCGGCUUUAGUGAGGAGACUCGUCAAGCACGGGGCAGCCGAUAUAGGCUAGAAAGAAAGUUCUGGGGCACUGAAUCUUUGGAUAAUUUCCCUGAAGCAUCGUUCGAAGAGAUUAUAACAGACGAUGUGGCUUUGUUGGAGUGGUUGAGGCUGCUGGAGGUAUAUGGCUUUGUUAAACUGAAAGACGCUCCUGCCGAAACAGGUCAAGUUCGUCGCCUGGCUGAAAGAAUCGCCUUUAUCAGAAAGACUCAUUACGGGGAUGACUUCACAGUACAAGCCAAGCCGGAUCCUAGCAAUGUUGCUUAUCUAAAUGGGCCGCUCCAGCUCCACGCAGACCUCCCUUACUAUGAAUACAAGCCUGGAGUACAGUUCAUCCAUUGUAUUAAGCAGUACGAGGGAGUGGGAGGGGACUCUCAAAUCACUGACGCUGUUCACGUGGCACGUCAGCUGCAAAAGGCGUGUCCAGAACAUUACCGCCUCCUUACCGACACGCUAGUUGAUUGGUUUGACAUUGGCAAAGACGAAACUGGCGAAUUCUACAAACUUCUGCGUUUGCCAGUAAUCUGUACAGAUAAAAAUGGCGAAAUAAGUCGUAUUAAUAUGAGUCAGCCAGUAAUCUGUACAGAUAGAAAUGGCGAAAUAAGUCGUAUUAAUAUGAGUCAGCCACAGCGUGACUCACACUUCUCUGUGCCCCCUGGCGAGGUUGCUGAUUGGUAUGCUGCGUUGGUCGCCUAUUAUCGCCUGCUAUCCGAUCCUAAGUACUGCCUGCAGUUUAAAAUGACUCCAGGUACCAUCAUGACCUUUGACAACCUGAGGAUCGUGCACGGGCGAACUGGUUACUUUUCAGGUCCAGGCGAGAGGCACGUGCAGGGGUGCUACGUGGACUGGGACGAGGUCAGGUCACGUAGGAGGGUGCUGGAAACUAAGAUUGACCCUUACCGAUCACUGUAUAAUCAUUGAUCUUUAGAAUAAGGAAGUCAAAUCAAGAUAUGGGAAGAUUUAGUUCAAGUGGUCUUUAAAAUUUCGACGCCUUAUCAGAGUUAGUUCAAGUGUACUUUGAAAUUUCGACAGCUUAUCUCGAUUACAUGAACAGAUUCCAGCGGAAGUGUUUCAGUGGUUCUAUAGUGGUGCCUCAAUAAUUACUCUACAGCAUCAAGAGAGAGAGAGAGAGAGAGAGAGAGAGAGAGUGUGUGUCUCUGGUGUUGGAGAAUAGUCCUUAAGAGAUCCCACAGUGAUUGCCAAGGAAAUAUUUUUAGUGUCAUUUUUGCUUGAAUAUUUGAAUAAUCAAUGUACGUCUUUCUGUUAUGGUUAUCUAAUCAUUGCAUUAGUAGGCUAUCAUUGCAGUAGCUAGGCUAUUUGCAGUGUAUGCCUGUCUCCACAUUUUUUUCUUUUAAUAAACUGUAAAGAUAAAGCCA